CCUGCCUGAGCCAGCUCCACGUUGAAGGCUCUCAGAGCCAGAGAGGAGCGACGCGCCUCCUCCGGGAGGAGGAUGGACGACAGGAAGCCAUCGUAGUCUCUGGACCUGCGGAGAUGAAGCAGCAGACUGAAGACUGCGCGGCUAAAACAAGACAGUUACUACGUGCUUGGUCCAGGAUCGGAGUUGUUUCCAAAAGUCACGAGCGCGACUGAACGACUCACCGAACCAGGUCCAGACAGUAGUUCUUCUCGUCUUGUUCCGGUGUUUUGCUACUGGCACGUCUGUGACUCAGGACAUUAGUCCCUCUUUGUACCCAAAAAGAACAUGCUGAUGUCAUACGAUACAAAUGUGACGCCAUUGGGUAAAACAUCAAGGUUUUACUGAGAGGGCGCGCGCCGGCUGCCGCCAUGUUGUUACCGUCACCUUCCAGUCGCACAGGAAGCAGUCAUCAGUGGCCACCCCCGUUAACUUCAUACAUUAAAUCGUUAUAGCAGCUGCUAAAACACGAAUUGAUCAAACAGGUUUUCUGGUGAAACGCAUCAUUGAGCAGACAAUAUAUGCAAAAACAGUCAAACUUAUAUCAACUUCAAGGUCAAUUAUUUGAUUCAAAAGCUAAAAACAAACGGUGUCACCGAAGGAAGGGUCUGUGCUGUUGCAUUUGAUAUAUAUUAACAUUAUCAAUACGUCACCGCUAUGCUUUUAUUUUGUUUGGCCGACCGGAUAUAGCGUGUGUUUGCUUCGUAGCGGAGGAGAUGGGAGACCGAGUGGAGCGCUUCUGUUUCACUCUUAACUUAUGGCAGAGAAGUUUCCCUGCGUGUGGCCACUACUGCUGCUGUGUGCCCGGCUUGUUUGGGCUGGUUUGCCUCGAGGGUCAGUGGUGAAUGAUGAGUUGCUGCCGUACGGCGAUGGUCACCACGGCCCCCGACACUCAAACCGCCAUGUCAGAGACUGUCAGCCUGUAGCCCACGGCAACCUUACUCAUGAGCGCUGGACCGCUGCCCACCAAAGCGGACGUCCAGUAUCACAUGUGUUUGUGACCAACGUGCUUGGAACCACCAGACAAGUUUAUGGACACAUGACCACUGUCCUGGACCCGCUCAACUGGGUGUCAGUGCUGGAGCCCAAGGGUCCAGGUGGCUGUGGAAUGAACCAGCGAGCCUCAGUGGAGGAGACUUCUGCUCCUGCCAGUUGUGUUUUUUCUCAGAACGCGGGAUUCUUCAACACCCACUCGGGGGCGUGUCUUGGUAACGUGGUGAGCGACGGGAGGCUGGUCCAGGACAGCGGUGGAAUCCAGAACGCCCAGUUUGGAAUCAAAAAGGAUGGGACCCUGGUGUUCGGUUAUCUGUCCGAGGAUGAAGUUCUGGAUCAGUCCAACCCAUUUGUCCAGCUGGUCAGUGGCGUGAUCUGGCUGCUGAGAGACGGAGAAGUUUACAUCGAGCAGAGUCUGGAAGCAGAAUGUGACAAGUCCCAGGAAACCGGUCUCCUUCGUCACUUUGUGGAUGUGGUGUCAGCCCGAACCGCCGUGGGUCACGAUGCUGCUGGAAGGUUGAUGCUGUUCCAGAUUGAUGGGAAAACUGGCGAGCGGGGCGAAUGUGUCAGAGGUCAGUACUUCAGUCUGAUGGGUGACAGGAUGAAUCUGUGGGAGGUUGCAAACUUCCUCAAGGAGAACGGUGCCAUCAACGCCAUCAACCUGGAUGGGGGCGGAUCCUCCACCUUUGUUGCCCGUGGGUCAUUGGCCAGUUACCCCUCUGAUCUCUGUGAAGACGACAAAAGGUGGCGCUGUGCUCGUUCUAUAUCCACCAUCUUGUGUGUGCGGCCGCCCCCUUGUGAGCAGAACUGUAGCAGUCAUGGCGACUGCCUGGACGGGCAGUGCCGCUGUUGGGCCGGCUGGACUGGCCCAGCCUGUGAUGCCCUGCGCUGCCGCUUGGACUGUGGUGCCCACGGAGUCUGCACUGCCGGAGGUUGCGUGUGUGAUGCAGGAUGGCGAGGGAAGAACUGCACUGAAGUGUGCCACCCUUCCUUCUAUGGCGAGGGCUGCAGUCUGGUGUGUCGGUGCUUGAAUGGCGGCUGGUGCGAGCACGUGCACGGACGCUGCACAUGUCCUCCUGGCUUCUACGGUGACGCCUGUCAAACAGUUUGUCCAGCUGGGUUCUUCGGUGUCUCGUGUGCACAGCGUUGUAGAUGCGAGGACCAUUGUCCGUGUGACCAUGUGACAGGAAGCUGUAACUUCACAGCGCGAGGAGCCAAUGACACACUGUACUCAGCUGGGCUGUGCCUGGCCAAGCAGAUGAGACGGGAUGCAGAGUCUGCUGGAUGGAGUCACCUGAAUGAGUCCACGUGGCUGGCCAUCACCGUUGCCCUCUCGUGCCUGCUGGCUAUCAGCCUGCUAACUCAUCUCCUGCGGACGUGUCGCGGCACACUUCGAGUCCCACGCCGGCACGACUAUAUGUAUGUUCCCCUGAGUGACAUUCAUGAGCGUCCCAAGUCCAAGGCUCUGGACCAUGGUGCCGGUGACUCAGAAUCCCAGGACGAACAGUGGCUCAGGGGCGCCCCCACCAGUCAGCUGGAGAGACUAUCCAGUCACGCAGCAUCACCUGAUGACCUGGUGAACGGGUGAUGGGAGGGAAGGAGCGAAGUGUGACAUUUCAGAACGUGACACACUUGCAGCAAGACGAGUUCGACAGGAGUCUCGUCGGGUCUUGAGCCUUUGACCUUAGGUGGAGGAGAAUGUUUCUUCUCAGAGCUUGAGUUUCAACGUUCUGCAAGCGGGUUACAUGCCUGCACACACUGCAUUGAAACACAAACAUUAGGUGACCAAAUGUGAAGGCCAUUGACCUAGAUGACGCAGUCACCUCUAUCUCUCCCUGUCACUGCCUACUAUGAGACGCAAGUAUUGACUGCUGUGGACAGAACAACCUGUUGCACAAACACACUGACCCACACCCACAUCAGCCUAGUGUGCUGAUGUAAGGUGGAGUUCUGAAGGUCGCCUUAUCGCUUCAGUUAUGUCAGCACAGAUGUGUGACCUCGUUCUGAAGAGGAAAAUAUGUACUCAGCGGCUCCCCUACAUUUUCCAUGAGCUGACUCUGGAGGUUCGGUUGGCAAUGAGGUCCACGGGACCGCGCCUCUUCAGCCUUAUUCAACGGGUUUAAAUCGGGGAUAUAGUGUGGAUCUGUUCGGCAAACUUUCAAAGCUAUUGGCACCGGGUCAUCUUUUCUUUACUCUUUAAUUUGUGUGAAUAAACUUAAAAAGAGGUUGAACAUUUGUCGAGUUCCCUCAGUUCAAAA
This is a messenger RNA of Synchiropus splendidus (mandarinfish), 3287 nucleotides long. It is a transcript of the gene nagpa, whose product is annotated as N-acetylglucosamine-1-phosphodiester alpha-N-acetylglucosaminidase. The transcript is spliced from 12 exons. Bases 794 to 2617 code for a protein of 607 amino acids. NCBI's taxonomy places the organism in Eukaryota, Metazoa, Chordata, Actinopteri, Syngnathiformes, Callionymidae. The record is from RefSeq and is a predicted model, not a curated record.